This is a messenger RNA of Echinostoma caproni, 678 nucleotides long. NCBI's taxonomy places the organism in Eukaryota, Metazoa, Platyhelminthes, Trematoda, Plagiorchiida, Echinostomatidae. The record is from the annotation of a GenBank genome assembly.
AUGUUUCGGUAUAUCAGUUCAGUGUUCCUGUUGCACCUUAUCGAAACCGCGUAUUUAUACACGACAUGCUUGGCUGAAAGUGAUUUUGCACCACAGUUCGAACUCCCUGUGAACAAGGCGGAAAGCGAUCCGGCAGAAGUUGAUAUUGCAAAACGAAGCUUCCUUUCAUUCUUCAAAAACAUCGGCAACACCAUAGCCAAUGUGGGUAAAGGUGUAUUCAAUACUGUGAAAAAUGUUGUUGGUGGUAUAUUCAGUCGACCAUCAUCAUCCCCACCACCCCCACCACCACCACCACCACCGAUGGCUCCACCAAUGUCAUCGCCAAUGUCAUCGUUUAUGCCGUCGCCAAUGUCGAUGUCAAUGAGACCUCCGAUGUCAAUGUUCCCGCAGAUGUCAAUGUCGAUGGGAUAUCCACCAUCAAGCGUAUCAACACUCCCCAGAUUGUUAAUGUUAAGCCUCAUGACGGACAUGAUGAACGAAGAGGCACCCAGUUGUCCAUGCGGCUGUAGAAGACGAGGUGGACGUCGAAAAAUCACCAAUCCCGGACAGUGGAUGAAAUCGGAUUAUCGAACAACAGCAUUCCCACGAAAUCGAUGGAACCAUGGCUACUACUCGUAUUUUGAUCGACCUAUCCCUCAAUCUACAUGGAAUUAUCCAAUCAAUUAUAUGGAUUACUAA